GUGGCACGCCUUUAUUUAUUAUUGUUACACCGGCAUCGUCAACUUUGCAAACUUGCGAUCUCAAAGUAUAUCUGAUGUGACGCUUCAGUAGAGACCACAUUGCUCCCCGAAGUCGAUGUAUUAACUGGUUAUGAAGCUUCAAAAUGAACCAUUAUCUCAACUUGCUUUCAAGGCCAUUGAAACCAGCUUGUCCGCAGCCAACAUACUGGACGAGGCAUUCUCCAAAUUCACUUCCAGAGAGAUGGAAAUCACCCUCCUCUUGCAACAUAGGAGUGCGCCAGCAGUUUUGCAGGGUCUUCCAGCUAAAAUAAAAGCUGUGGCCAUGGGCAAUCUACCUCACGCUGCAUCGGCUUUCACUGCGUUAUACCAGCAAAUUACACAGAUAUCUGGCCAAGAUUGAUCCCGAUGGCACGCGUCGUUCGGGUCUGUCCAUUGCGUGGACUUCCCAUUGUACUACCAACCUGUAACGUCUACUGUUGUUGAUCGUGUUGUCGAACUCGUGUACCCUGUUCACUGUUAGUGAUCUGCUACGGGAUAGGAUUACUAAUUUCCUGUACUAGUUACUCCUAAAUAUGGAGGCGCGACACUGCCUUCCAGAUAAGAGACUGCGGCUGAGAGGGGCACCUAUACGCGUCCU
Suillus subaureus is the source of this 637-nucleotide messenger RNA. RefSeq lists its product as uncharacterized. Bases 131 to 400 code for a protein of 89 amino acids. The record is from RefSeq and is a predicted model, not a curated record. Lineage: Eukaryota; Fungi; Basidiomycota; Agaricomycetes; Boletales; Suillaceae. The transcript is spliced from 3 exons.